Pectinophora gossypiella (pink bollworm) is the source of this 1926-nucleotide messenger RNA. It is a transcript of the gene serpin-12, whose product is annotated as antichymotrypsin-2-like. Gene Ontology annotation, molecular function: serine-type endopeptidase inhibitor activity. The coding region runs from base 224 to 1807 and encodes 527 amino acids. The transcript has 7 exons. The record is from RefSeq and is a predicted model, not a curated record. Lineage: Eukaryota; Metazoa; Arthropoda; Insecta; Lepidoptera; Gelechiidae.
AAAGAAGUUGUUUACUGGCGAGCGUGGUACAGAGCAGUGGUGCGCGUCGUUUGUCCGAGCGAGCAUCUCAAACAGUACAGCUCAGACGGACAGAGCAGCUGUGUGAGCGUGUCCAAGUGCCUACGGUCCACAGACGACUACUGAGAUCCUUUUGUCACACAGGUGAAACCACGGUGCAAAGUUCAGUGUAUAUCGUCAAGGUUCGACCACCUUGACAGUCGCAAUGAAGCUACUCAGCCUGAUACUCUUAGUAAGCAGUUGGAGGAUAGAUGUCGGGGCUCAACUAAAUCGCCGGAAUGGAGCAUCAAAUAUAAACCAGGAUGCAAUAUAUUUCACUGAUAACAGACCUAUGACUGAGAAUAAUACUCCAAAAGCGACAAAAACGAGUGUCGAGGUUCAGAAAAGUGUUGAAGAUCCAAAUGUGAAUCGUCAGACGUUUGACCAAGAUAGUUACACGCAGGCUGCGUUGGGAGUUCAGAAUUAUCCGUUUUCGGUGGCACCUUUAACGCCGAAUGCGAACACUGCGUCUAGGGUAAAAGGACCAAGUUCCAGUCUGCAGCCUCCGAAGUACAAUGGUGACAACCCUACGUACUAUGACGCGUACAGCGACAGCGGGGAUGUACCGGCCAGGCAAGACAGUUCGCCGGCCCAGCCCCCCCUACCGCAUGUUGCGAAACAACCAAAGAUUACCAACGUAUCCCUGGCUAUCAGUAACUUUGGUAUAAAUUUAUUGAAGAACAUUAAUCGUCGUGGAGGUAAUGUUGUGAUAUCUCCAUUCUCAAUCAGUGAAUUACUAGCGUUGCUUCAACAAGGAGCCUCUGGAGUAACGCAACAACAGAUAUCAGAAGCAUUGCGAAUGACACCGCAACUUUCAAUGGAAGCGUUUAGACAAUACAAUAAUAAUUUCCAGAAACGCGGCAGCUCCCAUAACACCCUGAGGGUAGCUAACAACGUGUACGUGGCAGAUGUCUUCGACCUGAACCCUGCGUUUAAGAGGGUGGCCACGCAGUCCUUCGGCAGUGAGGUCACGCCCACCAAGUUUUCUAAGACUCAGCAGGCUAUCCAACAGAUCAACGGCUGGGUCGCUCAGAAAACGAACAACAAAAUUACAGACCUUCUUUCAGAAGAUGCUGUAGGUGACAAUACCCAACUGGUUAUGGUAAACGCAGUAUACUUCAAGGGCAUAUGGGCAGUCAAGUUUAAGCCUGAAUCAACGCUCCCUAGAGAUUUUUACGUGAACGAGGUCUCGAAGAAAACAAUCCCUUUUAUGCGCAUACGCAAGAUAUUCCAAGCUGGCACAGACCCCACUAACAAUGCGCAAGUUAUUAUUUUGCCUUUUGAGAAUGAGCAGUACUCCCUGAUGGUUGUCCUACCCUCACCAGUAUCAAGUCUUGAAGCUCUAGUAUCCAAACUGACUGAUGCGCAGUUGGCUUCGUAUCAUUCAUUCUCACCAAAAGAAAUCGACUUAGAAAUACCUAAAUUCACAGCUAAGUCUGACACUGAUCUCAAUCCAAUAUUUAGAAAGAUGGGUAUAACGAACGUGUUCAGCCAGCAGUCAGAGUUGUCCGGACUGGGCACAUACCGGGCCUACCCCCCUCAACUGUCCUCGGCCCUCCACACCGCUAUGCUGUCCAUUGACGAGGAGGGGGGCUCCGCCGCCGCCGCCACCUCCUUCGCGGUUGUUGCCCUCUCCUACGACGACCAAGCUAUACUCUACAGGUUCAACAGACCCUUUUUAGCGGUUCUGUGGGACAACGAAUCCGCCGUCCCUCUAUUCAUGGCAAGAAUCGAAGACCCUAGAGCCUAAAUGCAUUUUUAACUCACGUUUUGUACGCUAACGCGAAUUAUAAGUAGGUAUGUAAUGUAGACACAUAUGAACUAGUCUUAAACUUAUGUAAGUCUCACUUUAUUAAAAAAAAGAAGUAA